GGCCUCGCUUGCUCCUCUUUCUUCGCCUCUGAUUGUUGUUUGACCUGCUCUUCGGUCCAAGGGCAAAGCAAACCCAAUCAAAAACCCAAAACCAUCUCUGCCACAACUUGGAACUUGCAAAUCAGCGAAGUUCAAACGCUUUCCUCCUUUUUGCUUCACUUGACUUUAUACAGUACCACCAUGGCGUCCACCGCACCUACACCAUCUACAAGCUCCAAUGCCGAAUGUUUCUACCGGAGUUCGGCAGAUGCCGCCGCCGCUGCCCGCGAACUUCAAUCAUUGACAAGCACGCCCUCGUUGGUGGAGCUACAAACGUCUUUGAUUCAGAGAUACGUUGCUACUCGUCCAAACGAACAGAACGCUGCGUUCCAAGCGGCAGGGGGAGGUCGAAUGAACCUGCACGAUGUGAUUCAGUUUGCUCUGGGUGUUGUGGCAGAAGAUGACUUUGACUCCUGAACGGUCUCAGUGUCUCUUUCGAAAUCUUCUAUCUGUUGCCCAACGAGCCCAGGGAGGAACGAGAUAUGAAGGACAACACGAAAGUAUUGUUUCGCAGCAAGCCUCACCCAACACGGAUCCUGCGCUUCGAACAACUUUUCUUUAGAGUGAGCACUGCAAUGACCCUACCUAAACAGACCUAUCACAUGUAAUAUUUAACUUCUCAUUUACUGGAAACACAGUCCAACCAAAG
Molecule: messenger RNA, 688 nt
Organism: Seminavis robusta
Lineage: Eukaryota; Bacillariophyta; Bacillariophyceae; Naviculales; Naviculaceae
Source: the annotation of a GenBank genome assembly